GUAGCAGUUGUCGUCGAGCGGUCGUGGCCAGUAGAUGUGGGGCGUCCCGUCAGCACUUUUGAACGAAAACGGUUUUUUUUUUUUGCGAGUUGAUGGAUUGUUGACCGUCGUGGAAGGUAGACCGGAGACGUCGUCGGGGGUAGUUCCGUUUUGCUGCAGCUAGGGGGUGUUUGCGCAAACAAAUAAAAAAGAGAUUGCUGAAAAAAGGUUGAAGGUGGCAGUGAAAAAUCAAUUUCAAUCGACGAAAUAUUAGUGGAAAUUAGAUUUCCUCUGCGGAUGUCGGUGAAGGUAGCAAGAAUCGCAAUUUUCGAGCAAAUUUGAGCUGCUCUUGUUCCUCGAAAAUAUCCCACAAGUGUAUAUUAAUUGCGCGAUGGUGUUUGUGAAAUUUUCCUCGGGCCGAAAGAUGUGGCAGAGUUGUGCGAUUUUCCUCGGAUAAAGAAGAAGAUCUCGGUACAACACGGAAACAACUAGCGCGGGAGGAAGAAACGCAACUUUUUUUUGCAAAUCGCUGCAACAACACCAAGUUUGAUGUAGAGAAGAGCAGAGAGGAGUUUAGCAGAAGAAGCUGUGGGAAGCAAAAACGAGUGAAAAUGCUAGGCGUAAUGUGCGAUUAAAGCAUACAUAACGUACAGAGUGAAGUAAUACAACAACAACAACACAACCAUCAGAAGAGGAAAUUCCGUUGCAAAAAUUGCAAAGUGUGUGUGUUCACGAUAUUUUUUUUGUGUCACAACAAGUGAACGAUGAGGUGAAAGUUUGUGCCGCAGUGUCCCUUAAGCAGUGCACACAGAAAGCACAGAAAACCCUCGAACCAGGAGGAAAAGAGUAGCGAUAUUCCUGCAACGUCAUAACAGUCGAAAAAAGGGAGAAGUACGUCGCAGAAAUAAGUCAAAUAUCACUCACGUGAAACAAAGAAGAGGAAGACCAGGAAGAUGGCAUCGGAAACGAUGGCCGCCGCUACCGGGAACGGUGUUCAGAAGCAAAAUCAGCAGCAGCAGGAGAAGCCAGAGGAGGUGGUGGCCGAACUGCGGAAGAACCACGUACAGCAGCAGCCAAAGCAACUCAAAGAGCUGCACUACGUGAAUCCGUUCGUGCACAAGCUCGUGUGGGAUGAUCCCAUCGAUAAGCUGAAGACCGCCCUCCUCACAGUAUUCCUGCUGCCAUUCCGGGUGAUACUCAUCAUCGUCUGCCUGGUGAUCGCGUGGACCCUGGCUAACAUCGGCCUGUACGGGCUGUCCCGGGAGGAGCUGCGCACAAAGCCCUUGUCCGGCUGGAGGCGACAGCUACGCGUUCUGACGGCCCACGUGAUGCGGGGCCUGUUCUUGUUCGGCUCGUUCAACCUGAUCCGAACCAAGGGGCGGCGGGCGACCUGCAAGGAAGCUCCCGUGAUCUGCGUGGCACCGCACACGGCCUUCUACGACUCGAUCUGCGUGAUCCUGUUCGGGCCGUCGGCGGUCGUGGCCAAGUACGAGACCGCGUCGUUGCCAUUUUUCGGAAAACUAAUCGACUACGCCCAGCCGAUCUACGUGUGCCGCGAGGACCCCAACUCGCGCCAAAACACCAUCAAGGAGAUCAUCGAGCGGGCCAACUCCAAGGAGGACUGGCCCCAAAUUCUGAUCUUUCCCGAGGGCACCUGCACCAACCGGACCUCGCUGAUCCAGUUCAAGCCGGGCGCGUUCUACCCGGGCGUGCCGAUCCAGCCGGUGCUGGUGCGCUACCCGAACAAGGUCGACACCGUCACCUGGACCUGGGAGGGGCCGGACGCGCUGCAGCUGCUGUGGCGAACGCUGACCCAGUUCCACACGUUCUGCGAGAUCGAGUUCAUGCCAGUGUACCACCCGAGCGAGGAGGAGAAGCGCGACCCGAAGCUGUACGCGCGGAACGUGCGCAACCUGAUGGCCCGCGAGCUCGGCAUCCCGAUCUCGGACUACACCUUCGACGACUGCAAGCUCAUGACGUUCGUCAAGAACGUCCACAUGCCGUACGCCGCGUUCAGCGCCGACGUCGAGAAGCUGCGCAAGACGCUCGGAUUAAACAAACUCAACGUUGAGGAGCAGGUCGUUGCUGGCGGCGGCAGCUUCACGGACGACAACAGUUAUCUGACGAUAGAGGAGUUUGGCAAGCGGUUGAACGUGGCCGCCGACGAUGAGUCCACCAAGAAGCUCUUCCGAAUAUUUGUGAAGCCCGAGCGCAGCAUGACCGUGAUAGACUUCAGGGAGUACCUGCUGAUGUCGCUGUUCCUAAUCACCCUCUACUCGCCCAAGCUGAACUUUGUCAAGGCGCUGUUCUACCUGUAUGGCGACCACGGUAAGGUCUCCCGAGAGGCGUUCCACAGUACGCUCCAGUACCUGGUCAAGAUCACCCCGCCGGAGGCGGACACCAUCUUCCUGAGCGCCGACAGUGGCAAUUUGGGGGAGAUUUCGUUCGACCAGUUCACCAGCGUUCUGGAUAAGUACCCGGCGAUCCAGAAAAAGCUGCAGAAGAACAACGAUCCCAACAACCUAAGGCUCACUUAAACCAAAACCGAUCUCCUUAAAAAAGAAAAAGAAAAGGCUCUCGUGGUAUAGAGAAAUGUAAUGUUGUAAAUCGCAAAACAAAACACUCUCUCACGUGCAGUGACGAAUAUCAUUUAGUGUGACUGAAGCCCGGAGUCCCCUUCCAGUUGUUAAGGGAGACACCUAGAAAACUAUACUUAACUAUCGAUUAUUUAUUGCGUUCGAGUCGAAAUACCGUUAAUCAAACCAACCAACCAACCUACAACCACCCCACAGAAUAGAGAGAGAGAUUAAGAGAGCUUAAACCGCUGCUGACUUAAACGACUAUCGAAGGGUAGCAACUUCCCAUCAACAAGGUUUUUAAAAAUGCAAAUUUGUAUUACUUUCUCAUUGGACAACCCAACCCGAUAUUGCUUCAAAGCAAAUAACAAUGACUGAUCGCUUACGAUGAUCUAUUUAUCUACGUUAACUGAACAAAAGAAAACCGUUCGUCCAGCAAGCUAAACUUACCACAGAUACAACUUAACUGGUUUACCUUUUCGCAAAACACACGUGUUUCGUUUAAAACUCGCACACCCCCUCAAAGACGCAGAGUUAAAAAUCUUUCGGUCAUUUGGCGAUUGCAAAUAUUUUGAUAUUACAUUUUUGUACCUACAUCUAUAGGUUGAAAAGAGAGUCAUUAGAUGCGUGUUUAUGCAAAGUGUUGUGCCGUCGUGUGAAUAAAUAUAUGAAUAUCUGUAUCAGAGAGACAGCGAGGUUUAGCGAAAAAGAGAGUAAGCGGAACCACCCUAAAACUUCCAAAACUGGUGUAAAAUAAUGAGAUAAAAAAGAAAGGACAAGAAAUUUUGUAAGCGCACGUGCAGUAACAGCAGCAGCUUCGUGAAAUGUUAGGUGUUGUGUUUUGUCUGGAGAAGUGAUCUGCUGAGCUUGGCAUAAGAGAAAGAAUUAACAUAAAAUGUGUAUUUAUUUUCUAGAUGGUCUUUGCGAUACGCAAACAAGAGCGAUGUUGAUGAAUUUUAAGUGUGUUUCAGUAAUAUUGGAGCAUAUGAAAGAAAAGCAAAAUAAAAUAAAGAGAAAAAGGUCUUUUAAAAAGCAAA
This is a messenger RNA of Culex pipiens pallens (northern house mosquito), 3592 nucleotides long. It is a transcript of the gene LPCAT, whose product is annotated as lysophosphatidylcholine acyltransferase. The record is from RefSeq and is a predicted model, not a curated record. The transcript has 9 exons. NCBI's taxonomy places the organism in Eukaryota, Metazoa, Arthropoda, Insecta, Diptera, Culicidae. Bases 933 to 2516 code for a protein of 527 amino acids.